Molecule: messenger RNA, 1611 nt
Organism: Acipenser ruthenus (sterlet)
Lineage: Eukaryota; Metazoa; Chordata; Actinopteri; Acipenseriformes; Acipenseridae
Product: hepatic and glial cell adhesion molecule-like
Exons: 9
Coding region: 137-1372 (411 amino acids)
Source: RefSeq, a predicted model, not a curated record
UGUGUCUGUGCAGUAUACAUUUACACAGAGCUAGUGAAGAGGAGAGAAACAGUACAAAGUGUGGCUGCAGAGUUAGCCUCGUGCCUCAGAUCGUUCCAGCUCAGCCCAGCACCCUGAUGCUGCCAGCCUGCCGGGGAUGGGUUCUUCUGCCAUUGGGCUGGCUGUGAACUGGGUGGACUGGAAGCACUGGUUUCUGCUGUUCAGCAACAGAGACUUGAACCCGGGCUCCCAAUUCCUGUCUCUGCUGUUCCUGCCCCUGCUUCUCUCUCUGUUACAAACAGCCUCAGCUGAUCCUUCACAGGAGGAUCAGUUUUAUACAGCAUUAAACCAGGAUGCCGUGCUGACUGUGAACUUCACCAGCAACUCCCAGUGUGAUGUUUUCUGGAGAAAGACCAUUAAAGCAGUCAACUCAAGUGUAAAGAUGGUCUAUAAGCACAUGCAGAAUAUGUCAAAGGGUGAUUUUCUGGGACCGUACCUCACAAGAGCACACUACUACUCUCACAACAACACCUUGGUGUUAAACAACGUGACUGAAGAGGAUGAGGGGGUAUAUGAAGUGACCCAGGAGUGUGGUGCAGAUAGCACAAUUUCAAGAAGGAUGAUCCGGCUAUCUCUGAUGUCCCCCCUCUCAGAGCCCCUCAUUACAGUCUCCGUACGCAACACCUCGCACUCCAUGCUGCUGACCCUGAGUUGUGAGCUCACAGAGGGAACGCAGCCCUCCUAUUGGUGGCUGAAGGAUGGCAAGCCCCUCCCCCAGGACGGCAGGCACUUUGUGUCGGAGCAGAACUCGUCUCUGGAGGUGAGGAAUGCGACGGAGCAAGACUGCGUCACCUACACCUGCGUGAGCCAGAACAGGCUGGGAAGCAGGGAGGCACAGCGGGACAUCACUGCUAACGACAGCCCUGCCUGUAUCUCCCCUGGGUCUGCAGGCUCACUCACUCCGGCUCAGAUUCUGUCAAUAGCAGCUGCAGUGCUGUGUGUGGCAGGGCUGUGCAUCGUUGUUUAUUGCACCAAGAGGCAUUAUCAGGAAAUCCGGACAUGGUUCAGAGACCGCUGGAGAAAUCCAGGGAACAGCAUGGAGCAAAGCAGCCUGGACAGGGGAAGCAGAAGAGAAUCUCCAUACGAUAUGCCAGAGGAAGAGUUGCUUAAUGAAGAAAACAUGCAGGGUGCUGCCUCCGCUGGGGACAGUGUGAAGGUCCAGUACGUCUACAUGGAUUUCCUUCCCAAUAGAGGGAGCAGCCACAGGCAGACUGAGGAAGAGGACAACCAUGGAUACUCCACCAUCAACUACCGCGAUAUCCAGGAGGGCCCUGACACCAGAGAACUAAACACUGACCUCGAAGAACAAGGGGAGUCAGAACCCUGGCACUGAACUGCAGACGUUCUCACCACUCCAGAGCUGUGCUGCGUUGCAAGACGACUCACAUUCCGCUGCAGCAUGGCCAAAAAUGUUUAAAUCAUUUUUUUUUUGUAUAUUGUUUUUGUACAUAUUUUGUAUCGAAUAAAAAAUAAAUCCCGUCUUGUAAAUCUGCUUCAGUCUUACUUGCAAUACUGUGCAGUCAAGUAUAGUGUUUUAUAUUCUGUAGAAAAAAGGACCACCUAUUAAUAAAG